Molecule: messenger RNA, 5125 nt
Organism: Python bivittatus (Burmese python)
Lineage: Eukaryota; Metazoa; Chordata; Lepidosauria; Squamata; Pythonidae
Gene: XRRA1
Product: X-ray radiation resistance associated 1
Cellular component (GO): nucleus
Molecular function (GO): protein binding
Source: RefSeq, a predicted model, not a curated record
UCUUGCCUCCUCCUUCCCCCUUCGCGACCUGUUCGCCGCCGAUUGGCUGAACGGAGAGAGGCCCACGCGAGGGACGCCGGGACGAAGAAGCGCGGCCCUAUGGGAAGGGGAGGCUGGUGCAGGAGCGCCCUGGGAAGUGGAGUUCUUGGCGGCUGGGUUGCCAUGGCUACGAGGGGUAGGGAGAGAAAGUGGGGAUCGCGGUUCGCUCGUCGGGAGGGACGGAGAAGGCGCGCGAGGCGGGCCGGAGGGGGCUGCAGUCGCCAUCCUCCUGCAGGGGACAGCGCAGAAUCCAAGGACAAUCGGAGCACAAACAAUACAGAUAAAAACAGUAUAAACGUUGAUCCUUUAUAACAUUAUUGCAAUCAUCUGACGGUGCAGUCAAGAUCAGGGACUCUGGGACCUUUUGGAACAGCUUAUGGCUUGUCUCUUUUAAGAAAAGAGGGCUGAAAGAAGAUCAUGGUGACAAAGGGAAUGUAUAAACUGGAUAAUGGGCAGUGUUUCCCAACCAACUGCUUUCCAGCUAAAAGCCUUUUGCAGCCCAGAUAUGAAGAAGGAACCGGCCACUGGCAGGUGGCUCAUCACAAUAUGGAGAAGACCAAGAUCGAAUGGCUCUUUGGCACAAGAGCUGCCCGGCUGAACUGGAAGAGGUGUUUGAGGGAAGCCUACAGCCCAAGGGCAGAAAAAGUCCUCAGUGGGGCUCAGCUGAUUAAGCUCCACCAUGUGAAAAAACCUUCUGACUUGUGCUCAGUGAAUAUCAGCCACCAGAAUUUUGCCUUGGCAAAGGAAGAGGACUUUGUGCUAUUUGAUUCUGUAGCUUAUAUCAAUGCCACUGAAAAUCUGUUGACUUUAGAAAUUUUUCGUAAAUUUCCUGGGCUACGGGAGCUGGAGCUUUCUUUGAAUGGUCUGAGAAAUCUUAAAGUCAAUGUUGGGGAUUUUCCACACUUGGAAAUCUUGGAUCUCUCCUACAACAACUUAUCCCCUAACGAUGUGCAGGCUCUGGGAAUUUUACCCCACCUGAAAGUUCUUCAUCUUACAGCCAACGGACUUUCUUCACUUCCCCUUGAUCUGGCUUCCUCGGAGAGUGAGAGCUGUCCGAGGUUCCCAGCAUUGGAGGUCUUGCUCCUGGACGACAACCAUCUUUCUCACUCAGAUGUCUUUGUCAGCCUGGCCAAUCUCCGAAGCCUAAAGCAGUUGAACUUGGACAAAAAUGGAAUUAAAGAAGUGCCAUAUCUCCAUUUCGUGGACAGUGCCCACUUCUCCAUCCAUCCUUUAUCAGCAAAGUCGGGCAUUCAGGCAGGCCUGUGUUGCCGGAAAAACGCAAAGAAAAAGCUGCACCAGGAUCGGUCCCCAAGGCUAAGCCAGCAAUACAGUUACAUCAUUGGACAAAAUGACAGUGAUCCAGACAGGACAGAAGUCAUCUUUCAAGCGAGAUCUUCAGAACUAAUGGCUCAGGAAAGGCCUCCUUCACCUCUUGCUGAUUCCAAGGCCUCCCGUCCCAGCAUCAACACAGAAUUCAUCCUUCCCUUACCAGAGCUGAGGUUUCUUAGUCUGGCCAACAACCAGAUUGAGCACGAGGAAGAUCUGUUGGCCGUGGCGCUCUUCCCCUCCCUGACGGAGCUGACCUUCCAUGGCAACCCCUUCACCACUUCGCGGAGCGGUGACCCACCUCUGCUCACCAGUUUCCUUCAAAACAAACUAGGAAUUAAACUGGUUAGGAAGAAAGUUUCCAAGCUGGAGAAGCCACGCAUUUUUAUACCCAUCAAGGCAAACCGGGAGAUUAAAUCCCAGCUACCAAAGGUCCGAAAGCGCCCUUUGAGGAUAGAAACUGCUCUCGAGACUACUUUCUGGCAGCUGUGGACAGGGGCAGACCUGGAUCCUAAUAAAAGAAUGAGUUUAGAUGAAGCUGGGCCUGUCCCACAAAGCAGAUCCUUUUCUUUUUUCUUUGAUCCUGAGCAACCCAUCCUAUCUACUCUUAAGCGCGAGGAGAGGUCUGCAUCUCUCUCUCUGACCAGUUUAGCAAGUGAAAUUCUUACCCCUAGGUCCUCACAAGAAGGACUGUCUGGAAAUAGUACCCCACACCGAUCUUCAUUAGAUGAGAUCCUGGCUGGUAAUGUUCCUCCAUCCCAAUUCUCCUUGGAACAAAGUCAGUCUGAAGCUCUUUCACCAUGUGGAUCAGCUUCACAAGGGCAGGGUCACUCUGGGUUCACAACGCCAGCUGAGUCAUUUUCAGCAGAUCAAGUUCUGUCUGAGUCUCCUCUCCAGUUAGAGAGCUUGUCAGAAUCCAGCCCUUCCAUGAAAACACCUUUAGCAGAACAAUUGCCACAAGUACAUUUGGAAACUGUUCCACCUGCCAACUCACCUUUGGAAGAACGGGAGCUAUCAGAACUUGUUCUAAUAGUUGGACCAGAAGAACAAGAUAUAUCCAAGACUCUUUUGUCUGCCAGUUCUAUUGGAGAGCAAAGUGAGUCAGCAUCCAUUACACCGCUUAAUUCAUCUUUGCCACAACAGAAACAAUCCAAACCAGUAGUACCAUCUGAAUCUGUUGUUGGAGAAGAGGAUUUGGGUAUGCCACUUUCACCAGUGAGAUCAUUUUCAGUGGAAAAGAAUCUGCAGGAGGCCUUCCCACCAAGUGGAUCAUCCACAGAAGAACAAGAUCAGCAGGAGGCCUUCCCACCAAGUGGAUCAUCCACAGAAGAACAAGAUCAGCAGGAGGUCUUCCCAUCAAGUGGAUCAUCCACAGAAAAACAAGAUCAGCAGGAACCCACACUAUUUUCCUAUUCAGGUGGAGAGGAUUUAUCAGAAUGUGUCUCAUUAAUUGGAUCAUCUGCAAGACACCUCCCAGAGGUUCGCUUGCCAACUAUUUAUUUGGUAGAUGUAGAUGAAGAUCAAGCAGAACCUUCUCUGCUUCCUACCUUAGUGUUUCAAGAUAUGAAUCUCUCAGAUUCUUCAAAGGAACAGGAAGAUCCUGGAUUUCCUCCCCCAAGUUCUUCUCUUGUGGGACAUGGCCAGAAGAAGAGCUUGACAUUGGCUGAAUUGUCCUCAGUGCGAAAGUCUUCACCACUGUUGCUUCCGCCCUCCCGAUCGGAUUCUAGAGAGCUGUACGAAUUGUUUGCCCGGGCCCAAUCCUACGCCUUGCCUCCAGAACCAGAGGAUGGCAUUUCUACGGAGAAGGAGAUGCACACAGAAGAUGUCACUGAUAUGGGGAAGUCGGAACCCAUUUUCAUGACUCAGGUAGAUGAAUCUAUUGGCUCCCAGCUGAGCUCGGAGAAGAAGGCAGAGUCCCCAAGAGUGCCGGAGAAGUUCAAGGGUUACGAAGAGCUGCUGGGAGGAGACCCUGGCUCAGAUUUCGUUGAGCCAAAAGGAAUACAACAAAACGUCCAGGCUUUGGAGAAAGCCCUUCGCUAUCCUCUUGUCCACCGUGAACCGAAGGCCAGGCUGGAUUGCUUCCAGAAGCCUUAUGUGUCUGCCAGAAAGAAGGUCCUGAGAGUCCCUGCGCCAGUGGUUCAAAAGACCAGAAUGGAACGGCUGGAAGAAAUCCUCCUGGAGCUGAGGAAACCUGCAAACAUUGUCCACAUACCCCUAGUAUGCAUCUUGCGGAGGAAAAAGGGGAACUGGCGUGAAUAUCGAGAGGCCUUAGAACUACUGAAAGAAUUUCAAGAAGAGUAUAAAUCUGUAGUGGCCACUUGUAACAUGAUCAGUGAGUCCAGGUCAUUUGGUAAGGAACAGGUUACUGAAGUGAACCACAUCCAGAAGCUCCAAAGUCUUCCUGAGGUCAAGGUGAGGAGAAAGCUAGAAGAGUCCUCUGUCCAGGUCCUUCAAGAGAAUAAUGAUUUUCUUCCAUCCUGUCAGUAAGAGACUUCCCAGCUAUACUGGCGUGCCAUAACCUACCUGUUUUAGAAGACUUUCAAGUGGCACCUGCUCUUGGAGACCCUUUGCUUCAAGGACCUGCAGCUGUUGGAGUGGUGAUAACCCUGACUCCCACUUUCUGAGGAACACAGACUACCUUCUUUUACAGGAUAACUUAGACUGGAAGGCUUGGUUCAGUUCCUCCAGUAUGAAAGCUCACCAGUGCAACAGAAAACACGGAACCUCGAGGUGCAUCUUGAAGGGAACAUUCAAAACCGAAGUCUUGGGUGCCUGGAAGCGGUGUAGCAGUUUUAACAGUCAAAUAAACAGCUGCGUCAGCGAUGGGUCUCUGGUUUGUUAGAAUGACUGCAGUCCAGCCAGUCCUUCUGACCAGCGUUCAGAAGAAUCCAUUGAUGGAGACCAUGUUGAGAAUUAAUCAGCAGCAGUCAGGGCCCUGCAAAAGGUCUCCUGUGGAAGGUGUCAGUGGUAGACUAAGACUACCACAUUUCCGUGUCGUGCUAUAAAACAGUAGCACUUCCCCCACACAAGAUUUUUGCUACGUUUUUCCUUAUUUCAGACUUCCUCUGCCUAUGGAAGAAAGUCAGAAGUUUCCACAGAGCAAAGGUUCACUUAUAAAAAUUUCUUCUACCUUAAUGGUUGUAAUUUUGUUUUCCUGGUGAUUCUUUUAGGCGCUUUCUUAAGUUCUUACUCAAGAAAAUUAGUGUCAUUAAGGUCUUCAUCCUUAAAAUAACUCUGCUGUUAAUACUCUGGUUUUUCUUUCACUAUCCAUGUUUUGAACUUUGGGGAAUUUUUGUCAGAGGGAGUUUUCAGCUCAUUGUUAAUUCACUCAAAGGCUGGGUUACAACAAUACGUGCACUUAAGUGCGAUCUAUUCUUGGCUUUAAUCCUUUGGAAUAACCAUGGUUUAUUUCUAUAAAACCAAUUGAUUUCCUUGCGAUAGCCACCAGGAUGAAAAUUGAGGCUUCUCCCUCAACAACACUUCUUGGUUAACAAAAAUUUUAUACAUCCUUUAAAAGAAACAGGUCUUCGACUUUCAGGAUGGCUUAGAAAUCCUAUGUGCUAGGAAAAGCUAGAGAUAUUUGGGCAUGGAAAGGAGAACAACAACAUAGUUUUAAAUCCCACAAGGUUGAAAGUGUGGCAUAAAGCCAUCAUCAGCCUUCUUUCUUGAUGCUAGCAAAAUGCUGAAGUUUGAUUCUUCUUGGAAAAAUAAGUUUUCCAAAUGUUGCACUGAACUGUGUCCAUAACAGAAGAGAUGUGCU